CCCAUGGAUGUGCUCUUCGAGAUCUUCGGCCACCUUCGCCCUUUGGAUUUGCUGCAUCUGUCGCGCACCACCAAGGAGUUCAGGCGGGUGCUCCUACACCGCUCCUCUAUCUCUAUCUGGAAGUCGGCGCGCGAGAACGUACCGGAUCUUCCAGAAUGUCCAGCCUCCUUCAGUGAGCCCGCCUACGCCAACUUCGUCUUCGACACCCAUUGCUACGUCUGCCUGAGCCCCUACGUCCGAGCCAUCGAUUGGCGCCUCGGGAAGCGUAUAUGCAGCAAGUGUUCCAAAACCUCCCUUGUUAAAGCCUUAGUCUAUGGAGUCGAGUUCCGAGGGAACAACCUUAUACCGAGGACCUAUUCGAAGCGUGACGGGAUGAUCCUUUUCAAAGCAGAGCGAGAAACCAUCGAAAAGCGCCUGAAGGAACUUUCCGGCAAUGACAAGAAAGAAGAAUACAACGCGUUUGUCGCACAACGUAUGGCUUACCUCAAAGAUCUCGGAGAGCUUGCCCCUAAACUCGAGGACUGGGCCAUUGUUAAGGCCAAUAACAGGUCCGAAGAGCUUGACGAGGCGAGACGUGACAGAAAGCGGGCCAUUAUCGACAAGCUCACGGAGCUAGGCUGGGGCGAGGAGAUUGAAAGCAUACCACCGACGGACGAUAUGAGUCGUCUCAAGGCGGUCAAGCAACCAACACGCCUUACGCCUCGAAUCUGGGCGAAUAUCAAGGACGAGAUGAUCGCGUAUAUGGAGGAUAUGAAAAGUAAGCGUAUAGAACGCGAGCGAAAAGCGUUGGUCAUGUCCCGCAAACGACACGCCAUCACCGUUCUCCGGGAGUAUAAGGUAGCGCGUAUCCCCUUCAUCAAUGUGAUGCCGGAGGCUCCCGAUUUCUGCGCGUUCCCCGAGGUUGAUGCUAUCCUGGAACUUCCGAACGAGGUCGAGGUUACUCAAGCAUCGUUUGAUAAUAUUGUUUCCGACAUGGACACCCUCAUAGAGAGAUGGCGUGCCGCGAUUACCAGAAAACUCGCUGACGCCGCUGUUACAAUGAUUGGUGAACAGCAGUCGUCUAGCGAAGGCAUGGAUGUUGAUGAAUCUCAUCCGCUCCAUCUAGCCACUACCGUGUUCAAAUGCAAGCAGUGCCAUGGGUACCCCAUGUACGACGGAUGGGACUCUGACGAAGACGACUUUCCGAUGUUUGGGAUGCCACUGUAUACACCACGAAGGCGCCCGCUGCUGUACUAUCCGCAGGUCAUGGGCCACAAAUGUCUCACCCGACACCAGUCUCGGUGGGGCGAGUUCACGAAUGACCCCACCCAGCAACUGAGCGAUUCCAUGGAGACCAUGCGGGAGCCGUGGAGUGAAGGGCCGUUGCUUCUGGAUGACCAGGCCAGUACGGCGGUCCGCGACAUUGUCGAUCUGUGCGGCAUGGAUCCGCUUAACACUACGCCAGCACAGCUAGACGAGCUAGAUCCUAGGCUUGCUUGCCUGAGUUGCUUGAACUGGUCGAAUGAAGAAGAGAACAAGACAGAUGCUAAGGUGUUCGGAUGGCGAAAAGCGGUCCAACAUCAGGUUUCGGGACACUCCGGGCGGGGUCAGAUACUGGAUUGGAGGCUACUCGAGGGAGACGAACUUCGGACAUACCGGGAGAAGGAGGCUGAAGCACCUGCGUCAUCAUCUGAUGCUACACUGCCGGAGCCUCAAAGAAGCCAAGCCGUCUGGAAAUGCGUUCCCUGUCUCGACCAGAUCACCGAGAACACUCACACCCAUUCGAGCGUCAAGACACAUCUACAAUUCUCCCAUAGCAUUACCGAACCGGAGUUGAACCGUGACUAUAUGCAAAUGUACGGAAGUGACGCGGAACGGGCUGAGCUUCCCCGUAUUACACUGACCAUGGAUAGACCCGAUCAUGUAUUCAAACCUGGAGAAAAGGCAAUGUCCCGGCUCGAGAUGGACUUUUUCGACUGGUUCUCCCCCAUGCACGAUUUUGAUAUGCCCGAUUACGACAGCGACAACUACGACAGCGGCGAUUAUUGAGCGCUGGGUCAUGGGCUGUUACCACCUCACUCCUUCAUCAACUGCUCGAACACUGUAUCAAACCCUUUCUUCCUUCUUAAUUUAUCAUUCCUUCUUCAGGAUCUAAUUCUGUCAUUCAAACCGAAUGAUCUUUGUUCUCGCUCUAGCGCACUUCAUCUAUAACUUGC
Molecule: messenger RNA, 2195 nt
Organism: Coniophora puteana RWD-64-598 SS2
Lineage: Eukaryota; Fungi; Basidiomycota; Agaricomycetes; Boletales; Coniophoraceae
Exons: 11
Coding region: 4-2028 (674 amino acids)
Molecular function (GO): protein binding
Source: RefSeq, a predicted model, not a curated record